Messenger RNA from Fonsecaea monophora, 738 nucleotides. RefSeq lists its product as hypothetical. The transcript has a single exon. The record is from RefSeq and is a predicted model, not a curated record. The coding region runs from base 1 to 738 and encodes 245 amino acids. NCBI's taxonomy places the organism in Eukaryota, Fungi, Ascomycota, Eurotiomycetes, Chaetothyriales, Herpotrichiellaceae.
AUGAUCAAGCAGAGCCCCAAACGCAUCUGCUUCGGCAUCUUGGUCCCUUCCUCUAAUACGGUGCUGGAGCCUCUCACACAACAAAUCGUCUCUCAACUCGAGGAUGUCUCGGUACAUUUCUCACGCUUUCGGGUGUUGAAAAUCGCCCUGGAUCCCGACGCUUUGGCACAGUUCGACAACAGUGCCAUCAUCGAGGCUGCACGCUUGCUUGCGGACGCCAAAGUUGACGUGAUCGGCUGGAGCGGGACCUCGUCAGGAUGGUUAGGCUUCGAAGCAGACUUGAAACUAUGCGAGGAGAUUACAGCCGCGACCGGCAUUCCCGCCACCACAUCGGUCCUUGGACUUAAUCGACUUAUCAAGCGCUUGGGAGUCACGGAGAUGGGGCUGUUGACUCCAUAUACGGAUGAUGUGCAAUCAGCCAUAAUACAGAACUACCGCGGAUUUGGAGUCGACUGCUCUGUUGAGUACCAUCUGCGCCAAUCCGAUAACGCAGGGUUUGCCUAUAUCUCGGAGAAAACGCUCGAUGAUGGGUUUUGGCAGUUGACACAGAGAGGAGCUCGUGUCAUCAGUGUCUUUUGCACAGGACUCAAGGCGGCGCACUUGGUGGACAAAUGGGAGGCCAAGGCUGGUGUCAUUGUGUUGGAUACCAUAGCGACAGUGUUGUGGGAUAUGUGUCGAAUCGCAGAGGUGGACACGAGGUCGAUUAAAGGCUGGGGGGUGCUUUUCCAACAUUGCUAG